CCUCACUCAGACACACACACACACCUACCCCCACCACACACAAACAAUCUAGCCGGACCGAAAACCGGCAGCUACACCAGCAUUCUGUCUACUCAUUCGGCCCCUCUCUCUCCCUCCCCCUCUCUCUGUCUUUGUCAUCAUGGCCAGUGGCCACUCAUCCAUUCGCAUACACUCACUCAUGCACAGUCAGCAGGUGAAUUCGCGUGUGUCCAUGUGCUCAUAAAAGCAAAGAAGACAUCCACCGCAUGCUUUCCGUGAAUGCGAUCAGGCUCUUCACCAAUCAAAACAGUCAGCCCCCCUCCCACCACACACAUAUAUCUGUCCUUCAUCCCCUCAUCCCACCACCCUCCCUCUGUUGAUGACGUCAUGCUCGAGGCUGAAGUGCCUCAGCACGGCACGCCAGCGGGGCAUCGAUGUGGGGAAGCGGACGUCGAGCGGCUGAGACCGAUCGCCAACAGACCGCUCGGUCGUCCACAGACUGAUCUCGCCCCCUGCCUCACACAAAUAGGCAGCGACGGUCUCACCUGGCCGGAAGCCGCUCACAACCACUUCACGAUAGUCGGCUGGGUUGGCAUGAUGCACGUUGCCGCGGUCGCAGCGGUAGUCCACAGUGACGCCCCCCUGCUGCUCGCUGAUUGCCUCUGUCCGCAGACGGCGACAGCGGGGGUCAUCACGGGUGGGAGCGAAGGGAAGGCCGAUGAGAGCGAUGGGAGCAUCCAGCACGAGCCCGCGGCCCACCCCCUCCUCAUGGUGCCACCACGUGAAUAGCGCGCUCAGGAGGAAUGACGAGAAGGAGCGGUAGAGCCAGAAGUCCGAUCGGAUGACGGAAUCGCUCGUCUCGCGGAUGACGGGAUCAGUCCGCUUGUAGCUGUCGGUGUAGCUAUGGCCGGCCGGCAGGUCACCCAACGGCACCACACGGAACGACACAUUGCCGAUCCGAUAGGCACCUUUGUUGUCGGCUUGCUGCACCGCCAGGCUCUGUCCGUUGUGGGUGAGCAUAUGGCCGAUGGUCUUGUAGAGGGUCAUGGCGAGCGGCAGCUGGUGGAAGGCUGUUCGGGAGGGCAGUGCAUCAGCCGACAGCCGCAGGGGCAGAGUGGCAUUGGGGGUGAGCCCAUAUAUGGCGGCCAGCCGAAUGAACCGCCCCAUCUCCCGCCACUCGCCGCCACUGCCCUGCUCCAGCAGAUGCACCAUCCUCAAGCCGUCCUCAAGACCACCGACGUCGAAGACCAGGACGUCGUCGAGCCCCAGACGACCGACGGCCUCCUCUAUGCGCUGCUCGACGAGUGUGAGCGCGGUGCUGGCCUCGGCCUGCGGCAAUCUGACGAUGCACUGACGAAGUUUGGCGCGUCUGUCGGGGUGGGGUGACAUGGCCAUGUCUGCCGCCCUGGUGAUGGCAAGGUCGGGCAGAGAGGGAACUGCCGGAGGGGCGGCGGGGGGCUGGGGAGUGGAGGGGGGCAUCUGAUGCGACGACGACGACGCCAU
Messenger RNA from Vitrella brassicaformis, 1482 nucleotides. Lineage: Eukaryota; Vitrellaceae. The record is from the annotation of a GenBank genome assembly.